This is a messenger RNA of Rotaria sordida, 138 nucleotides long. The record is from the annotation of a GenBank genome assembly. Lineage: Eukaryota; Metazoa; Rotifera; Eurotatoria; Philodinida; Philodinidae.
AUGUCUUAUAAUGUUACACAAAUAUUUCAAACAUCAUCAGAUCAUGCUAAAGAUGGUGCAUUUGCAUUAGGCAUUAUAUAUCUGGUAUUUUGUUUAACUAAUUUAGUUCUAUCAUCAUAUAUAACUCGAUCAUUAGGU